Messenger RNA from Micromonas pusilla CCMP1545, 1971 nucleotides. RefSeq lists its product as uncharacterized. The coding region runs from base 1 to 1971 and encodes 656 amino acids. The transcript is spliced from 3 exons. Gene Ontology annotation, cellular component: membrane; intracellular membrane-bounded organelle. The record is from RefSeq and is a predicted model, not a curated record. Gene Ontology annotation, molecular function: lipid carrier activity; ABC-type transporter activity. Gene Ontology annotation, biological process: transmembrane transport; lipid transport. Lineage: Eukaryota; Viridiplantae; Chlorophyta; Mamiellophyceae; Mamiellales; Mamiellaceae.
AUGAUCUCGCACGGGAAAAUCAAGUGCGUCGGCUCGCCGACGUUUCUCACGAAGCUGUUCGGUCUAGGCUACCGCCUUCACGUGACGUUUAAGCAGCAGCCGACGGGGGUGUCGCGCCGUGAGGGCGAGGGCGAUCCCGGGCUGGCGGUGCUCGCGAAAGUGAGAGAGCGGUGCCCGAAAGCGACGACGAUCACCUCGAUCGCGGCGUCGAACCGCACGGACAUCUCGCAGGAGGUAACGUCUUCGUCGUUGCCGUUAUCCUCGCGCCAUGGAGAGGGCGGCGGCGGCGCGAGAGACGACGCGACGACGACGAUUUCCCUCGUCGGCGAGGACGUCCCGCUCGGGAAGAUUCUCACGGACUUGACGUCCGCCGCGGACGCGUUACACAUCGCGGACGCCGCGCUCGAGGCGACGUCGUUGGACGAAGUCUUCACGAAGCUCGGGCAGGAGGCGGAGGAGGAGUCCGAGACGCUCUUACCGCUCGACGCGGGCGUCCUCGCGUUCGGGGACGACUCCCUGACGCGAGGACUCCUCGGGCUCGGGCUCGGCGGCGGCGACGGCGACGACGACGAAGGCGGCGGAUCUUCCAGCGCGGUCGAGCUCCACCGCGCGCGCGUCGGGCGCAAGCGAGGCAACGCCGCGUUCGCGCGCGACACCGCGGCGAUCGCGUCGCUGCGAUUGAAAGAGUACGCGCGCACGCCGUGGAGCACGUGCGCGUUGUUUCUUCUCCCCGCCGUCGUCGCGUUGCUCCUGUUGUCGAUUCAAACCGCGGUGCGGAACGCGAGGCCGGAGCACCGAGUCUCGACGUACGCGCGGUGGGUCCCCGCCGCGUCCGGGUCCGCGGCGGCGGACGACGACGCGACGCGCGUGUCGUACAGCGUGUCCGACACUGUCGGACAUGACGCCGCGUCCGACGCGGCGGCGGUGAUGACCGCCGCGCUCGGGUCGUCCGAGGCGGCGAACCUCGCGGCGACGACCGGCGCGCUCGCGAGCGUCGUCGCGAACCCCGGCGCGAACGCCCUCCACGUGUCGUUCACGGAAGUGAACCUCGCCGCGUGCGUCGUGCGAGCGACGGUGACGUACGAUCCGCUCGCGGACGUCCACGUCCUUCCGAGGACGGUGUCGAACUUGUACACCUCCGCGAUUCGCGCCGUCGCGGCGAACAAGACGGCCGCCGGCGCCGCGAGCGCCGCGAAUGUGACCGCUGUCGCGGCGCACUUACCGUACGAGACGCCGUUCGGGAGCGCAUGGAGCUACCUCGCGUCGAUGGCUGUCCCGGUCGCGUUGCUGUACGUCCCCGUGCGCGUCGCGGCGACGGCGACGAACGAACGCGUGAGCUCGCACAGGUUGACGUUGACGCUCUCGGGACUCUCUCCCGCGGCGUACUGGACCGGCGGUCUGCUCGUCGACCUGGCGCUCUCCGUCGCGUCGAUAUUCCUCGUCGCGCUGUGCGGGACGUCCGUGGGCGUCGCGCCGUGGGACGACGCCGCCGCGCCCGCGGCGUUGUGCGUCCUUUUGAGCGCGUUUCCGUCGCUCAUCUUGUGCGCCUACGCGAUGUCCUUUUCGUUCGAAGACGCCUUCAACGCCUCGCACGCGAUGACGACCGGGUUCCAAGUCCUGUCCCUGUUCGCGGUGCUCAUACUCCUCCCGCUCGACGGCGAGGACGAGAGCACGUCGCACUAUCACCUCAUCGUCAGCGCGGUUUUCCCGCCGUACGCUCUGUUGGGCGGCUCGCACUUGGUGUGCUGGAAAGCGCUCUCGGACGACAACGGCCCGAGGGAGCCGCGCGCGUCGGGCGCGUUCUAUUUCCACACUGGUUCCCAUACGACCGCGUUCGUGCGGUGCACGCCGAUCCUUAAUAAUGAGUUUCUUCUUUGCCCGGCGAUCGUCUCUCUUCGCCCACCCCUCGGUUUCAAUCAAUCCCGACACACCGCGACGCCUUUCGACUCCGCUUCUGACGCCUUUCUUUGA